AAGAAUUUUUACGACAAUUACCUGAAAGUAAUGCAAAUAAAUCUCAAUUCUGUGGUCUAUUUAACGCAUAUAUGUGUCGAGCAUUUGGAGAAAACAAAGGGAAAUGUUAUCAACAUCUCGAGUAUCGCUGCCAUGCGAGCCUUCACAGGCUUUUCGCCAUACAGUGUGGCAAAGGCUGCGAUGGAUAUGUUCACCAAAUGUAUGGCCGCGGAGUUGGGACCCAAACGUAUCCGCGUUAAUGUCAUCAACCCUGGUCCAAUUCGUACUGAAUUUAUGGAGGCAAUGAGUACACCUAAGGAGAUGUCCGAUAAGAUUUUUGACGCCUACGGGAAGUUGACCAUGGUAGGUCGCGUAGGGGAAUCCAAUGAUGUGGGUGACUCCAUUCUAUAUCUGGCCAGUGACCAUGCUGCUUUUGUAACCGGCACUAAUUUGAUUGUGGACGGGGGUGUUCUUGCAGCCAAUAACAUCAAUUCCGAUGCUCUCAAGGAUUUCAUGUAA
Molecule: messenger RNA, 498 nt
Organism: Oppiella nova
Lineage: Eukaryota; Metazoa; Arthropoda; Arachnida; Sarcoptiformes; Oppiidae
Source: the annotation of a GenBank genome assembly